Molecule: messenger RNA, 2371 nt
Organism: Brassica oleracea var. oleracea
Lineage: Eukaryota; Viridiplantae; Streptophyta; Magnoliopsida; Brassicales; Brassicaceae
Product: nucleolar protein 10-like
Exons: 16
Coding region: 132-2288 (718 amino acids)
Biological process (GO): maturation of SSU-rRNA from tricistronic rRNA transcript (SSU-rRNA, 5.8S rRNA, LSU-rRNA)
Cellular component (GO): nucleus; small-subunit processome; nucleolus
Molecular function (GO): protein binding
Source: RefSeq, a predicted model, not a curated record
GAGCAGAAACCUAUAUAAACAAGUGGCGGUUCCUUCCACUCGUGUUCUCUUUAACUUUCCGUUUUAACUGUAACUCGCUGUCAAGGGUUGGAAGCAAAGGGUAGAGGCUUACUGUGGACUUUGCUUUGAAGAUGACGACUUAUGGAGAUAGAGUGAAGUCGACAUCCAUUAACGGAGUUAAGUUAUACCAUGUUUCUUGUGCCCCCAAUGUUGCUACUUGGCUUAACCCUAAGAAGCAACGAGCUCUCCGCAAAAACCCACAUUAUAUGCAAAGAGUGGAGCUGAUUCAGGGUUUCAAGUUUGGGAAUGCAACUUCUAGAAUCAAAGCUACUCCUGAUGGAGAGUAUCUUAUUGCUUCAGGUACAUAUCCAUCACAGGUAAAAGUUUAUGAGCUAGGUCAGCUUGGUUUGAAGUUUGAGAGACAUUUGGACUCUGCAAUUGUUGAUUUCGAGAUAUUGGAUGAUGACUACUCAAAGCUUGCCUUCUUAUGUGCUGAUCGUUCUAUUAAUCUACACGCCAAAUACGGGAAACACCACAGUUUACGAAUCCCAAGGAUGGGGAGGGACUUGACAUAUGAUACCCGGUCCUGUGAUCUGAUUUGCGCUGCUUCUUCACCAGAUCUGUACAGAAUCAACUUGGAGCAGGGAAGAUUUCUAUCUCCUCUCAGCACUCAAUCCCCAGCGCUGAAUGUUGUUUCUAGAAGCAAUCUACAUGGACUAAUUGCUUGUGGUGGUGAGGAUGGUGCUGUCGAAUGUUUCGAUAUGAGAAUGGAAUCAUCUGCUGCUAGAAUCAAUGCGGUUACACAUGGCGGUGAUGUUGCUGCAGAGGUUACUGCUAUAGAGUUUGAUGACAGUGAAGGUCUUCAAGUAGCUGUCGGGAGUAGUGCCGGAAAGGUAUUCAUAUACGACUUGCGCACUUCAGCUCCCAUACAAGUGAAGGAUCACAUGUACGAGAGCCCAAUUUUGAGCAUUAAGUGGCAACGGACUCUUAACACUCAAGAACCAAAGCUGAUUACUACUGACAAGCACAUUGUUAGAAUAUGGGAUCCGAAUACGGGAGAAGGGAUGACGAGCAUUCAACCGACAACACAUAUGUCUCUCAGCGGAGGAGAAAUAAACGACAUUUGUGUGUUCCCUGGAAGUGGACUUAUGCUUAUGGCUUUAAACUCUAGUCUAAUCCCAUCUUACUUCAUACCUGAACUUGGUCCUGCUCCUAAAUGGUGUUCUCCUCUCGAAAACCUAACGGAAGAGAUGGAGGAAACUGGACAGACAACUAUUUACGAUAAUUACAAGUUUGUGACGAAGGAAGAGCUGGAGAAGUUGCAGCUGACUCCUUUGAUUGGCACAGAUCUUCUGAAAGCUCAGAUGCAUGGAUAUUUUAUGAAACACCAUCUAUACAAAGAUGCUUUGGCAGAGGUUGAAUCUUUUGCUUAUGAUAAUUACAAAGAAAGCAAUAAGCAAAAGAAACUAGAAGCGGAACGUAGCCAGAGAAUCACAAAGAAGAUAAACUUGCCAAAGGUAAACCGUGAUCUAGCAGCCACCAUACACAACGAGGAGGGUGCAGAAGAGGAUAAGAAGAGUGUUGAGGAUGAGGAGGCUGUAAAGAAAGUGUCGAAGAAGAAGAAACCUGGACUUAGUGGCGAGGAUUUCUCAUGUGGUCGGUUUGACAACAUGUUCCAUAAUCCGGACUUCCAAAUCGAUCCAGAAUCAUAUGAAUAUCGUGUCCUACACCCUGUUGCUUCUUCUUCUAAUAAGCAACCUUCUUUGUUGGAUGAACACUUUGAAGCUGUAUCAGAUGAUGAUGAUGAGAGCAGCGAUUCUGAAGCAUCACGUGGUUCAGACGAUGGGAGGCCAAGCAAGAAAUUGAAAACUCCAAAGUUGUUUGUAGUGAAAAACGAGCGGCAUGCUGAAGCUUUCCACAACGGGAGAUCACUGGCUAAAGAAGACAGUCUUCCGAUGGGCGAGCGUGUUAAGGCUAUGGAGAACCAGCGUGGCAACUUUGGAGCCUCUAAAGAUGUUAAGUUCGGCCCUGGAGGUUCUCGGGAGAUUUCUUUCAACGCUGGACGUUCAUCCACAUACAGAGAAGAUCAUAGAGAUGACGAGGAUGGGGACGGGGAAAGAAACAAGAGGAGAGGGGUUCAGUCUCUUGGACUGAAACAGGAUGUUGUUAGAGGCGGUUUCAGGGGUAGAGGAGGUGGUGGUUUCCGGGGUAGAGGAGGUGGUGGUUUCCGGGGUAGAGGAGGAGGUGUGCGUGGACGUGCUGGUUCCCAAGGAAGAGGCUGCCAAUGAUUAAGUAAGUUUUGAGAUUUUAAGGUUAAUUUUAACUUUACUGUAAACUGUUCAACCAAUUAGAUUUUACAGUCUUUUUUAUA